This is a messenger RNA of Prorocentrum cordatum, 3643 nucleotides long. The record is from the annotation of a GenBank genome assembly. Lineage: Eukaryota; Dinophyceae; Prorocentrales; Prorocentraceae.
AGCCUUGUGGCUCAAGGGCCACGGCCAGGCGUUUGCGUUCGACCCAGCCUCUGGGUGAGCCAAGGCCCAUGGAUGAAACUUCAACGCCAUUGAAACGGAGCCGAACGCAAGGCGAGCUGCGCACGGUAGAUCUUUUCAAAAGCGGUCAUUCGUUUUGUGACAAUAAAAUCGUCACUUCCCACUACACGGUAGCGAAUUUCCUCCCGAAGAAUUUGAUCGAACAGCUCUCCAAACCUGCGAAUCUUUACUUCCUGUACCUGAUGGUCCUGCAGUGCAUGCCCUACGGAAUUUCGACAACCGGUGGAAUCCCCACUAUAUCAAUGCCGCUCUUAUUCAUCUUCUGUUUGAAUGGUCUGAAAGACCUUAUCGAAGACUACCGCCGUCACAAGUCCGACGCGCUGGAGAACGAGCGGCUUGUGUCUAUCGUCACGGGGUCCUCCGAGCCCCUAACCGCAGAGAAGUGGCUGGACGUGCGGGUGGGAGACGUGGUGGUGGUGAGGAACAACGAGUACAUCCCCGCAGACCUGGUGCUGCUGGCGAGCUCCGACGAGCAGGGCGUAGUCUACGUGGAGACGGCCAACCUGGAUGGCGAGACGAACCUCAAGGCCAAGCAGGCCCCCUCCGCCGUCUGCAGCAUGGUGGGCAGGCAUUCGACCGCGGAGGGCGCCCUGGAGGUGGCCCGGUCCUUGGAGGCGCGCAUCGCGUGCGACGGCCCGAACGAGUUCCUCUACUCGUUCAUGGGCACCCUGCAGGUGGGCAGGCCGGGCGAGGAGUCUCAGAAGGUUGCACUCGACGAGGAGAAGGUGAUCUUGCGCGGGUGCAAGCUCAGGAACGUGAGGUGGGCCCUCGGCGUCCCGGUGUACACGGGCAAGCAGACGAAGAUCAUGAUGAACAGCAGGUCGAGGAAGGGGCGCAAGAUCUCCCACCUGGAGUGGGCCAUCGCCAAGUUCGUGGGCGUGAUGUUUGUCUUCCAGAACGUGCUUGUUAUCUUUGGGGCGUUCUUCAGUGCGACGUUCGAUACGUCGGAGUCGAAUGUGGCCAGGAGGUAUUUGAACCUGACGGACCUCGACGGGGAUUCACUUGGGUUUUGGUUUGUGCUCAUCGUGCGCUACUUCAACAUCACGCUGCUCUUCGCAAAUUUUAUUCCGAUAUCUCUCCUGGUUUCCGUGAACAUGGUGAAGUUGUUCCAGGUGUUUUUCAUCGCGUAUGAUGUUGAGAUGGUUCACGGCGGGAUCUAUUGCAUGCCCAGGACAUCAGACUUGAACGAAGAGCUGGGACAGGUAGACUACGUCUUCUCCGACAAGACUGGCACUCUGACGUGUAAUGUCAUGGACUUCCGCAAGUUCGCCGUGAAAGGCGUCGUCUAUGGCGAUGGCAUGACCGAGAUCAAGAAAUGCGUGAUGCAGAAGAUGGGGCACCAGGUCGUGGAGCUGCCCUCGCAGAGGUCGCACGCGCGGACACCGCACGUGGAUCUGGAGGACCGAAGGCUGGACAACCUGCUCAAGCACAGGGCUGAUCCACACUGCCGUGCAGUGCGCGAGCUCCUGCUGCACCUGGCCAUCAACCACGAGGCGGUGGUCGAGGUCGACGACAACGGUGCGUCGUCCUACGCGGCUAGCAGCCCGGACGAAGCCGCGCUCUGCUAUGGAGCGCAGCAUUUUGGGCACGCGUUCGUGGGUCGGGACUCUCAGUGCUUGACGGUCGACAUUGACGGCGUGUCUACGAAGGUCCGCCUCCUCGCUGUCCUCAAGUUCAAUUCUGCCAGGAAGCGAUCCUCUGUAGUGGUGGAGUUCAAUGAGGGCAGUGACAUCCGAGCUGGAAGGCUCAGGCACGCCAUCUACACCAAGGGUGCUGACUCAGUGAUCUUUGCCAGGGUGAAAUGCUCGCCGAGCGAGCUUCAGCAGACGGAAGAGGUGGUCGGCCAGUUUGCCGAGGACGGGCUACGUACGCUCUGCUUGGCUGGGCGCGACCUUCAGCCAGACGAGGUGCAGCGCUGGCUUGUCAAGUACGAGGAGGCCUCCUUGGCAACCGCCAAGCGGCAAGAACUACUGGACCAGGUCGCCGAUGAGAUAGAAACAGACCUGGAGCUUCACGGAGUCACUGGCAUAGAGGACCGCAUCCAGGACGGCGUGGGGAGCUGCAUUGCGAGGCUGGCCGAUGCUGGCAUCAAGCUGUGGAUGUUGACUGGUGACAAGGUGGAGACAGCUAUCAACAUCGGCAUCGCGACUGGCCUCCUCGACCCGUCCGAGGGUGAACGGGGCAGCCGCCUGGUCCUGACGAGCACCGACUUCCAGAGGAGCGGAAGCUUCAACGAGACGGCCUUCGCUCAGAGACUGGAGCAGCUAGCCAGCGAGGCGCGUGGUGGGGGCACCUUCGAGGGCAUGGUCAUCGACGGCACGUGCUUGGAGGUAGCGCUGGAGCCCGCGAGCGAGCUUCACUUCUGCGCCGUAGCCCGGAAGUGCUUGACGGUGGUGUGCUGCAGGGUGUCGCCGAAGCAGAAGGGCGCAGUGGUGCGCCUCAUCAAGCGGCGGGAGAACGCUAUUACCCUGGCCAUCGGCGAUGGCGCCAACGACUGCAACAUGAUACAGAGUGCCGACGUCGGAAUCGGUAUCCGCGGCCUGGAGGGGCUGCAGGCAUUCAAUGUCUGCGACUUCGGCAUCGCCCAGUUCAGGUUCCUUGAGAAUCUCCUCCUGGUCCACGGGCGCUGGUGCUACCGACGAGUGGCCAUCCUCGCGAAUUACACGUUUUACAAAAACAUCGUUGUUGUCUUGCCGCAGUAUUUCCUCGGCUGCGUGUCGAUGUUUUCAGGUCAGAAACUGUACAAUGAUUUCAUGUACCAGACCUACAACGUUGUUCACUCCGCGCUGCCAAUUGUUUUGUUUGGAGUUCUAGAUCAGGACGUACCCAAGCGGUGGGCCCGCGAGCGCCCAGGGCUGUACGCCCUGGGCAGGCGAUCGGAGUACCUAAAUUUUCGUGCGUCCGGUUGCUGGGUGCUCAGCGGAGUGUGGCAUGCUUGGGUGAUAUUUGCGGUCCCCUUCUUCACGAUGUCGAACGGAAACGUGACGCACUCUGACGGCAAGGCGAACGACUUGUGGCUCGUCGGUAGCAUGGUGUACCUUCUCGCGGUCGUCGUCGUGAACCUGCAGUGCCUCCUGGAGACGUCCUUCGUCAACCGGCUGACGUAUCUCGGCAUCGCCUUCUCAUUCUUCUGGUGGUUCCUGCUCCAGGCCUACUUCUCGGGGCUGCUCACCGGCUCGGUCACCACGUCGGAGCUCCACGGCUCCCUGGGCCGGCUCUUCGGCUGCCCCAUGCUGUGGCUGGUCAUGGCCACCGCCGUUGCCCUGGCCCUCCUGGCCGACAUGCAGUCCAAGGGCAUCCGAUGCAGCUUCUUUCCUUCGGUGCUGCACCAGGUGCAGCAGGAAGUGCUGGAGGAGGCCCGAAAAAAUGCCCUCGCUGGCAAGAGCAGGCGGCCGCGAUGGGGCCUCCCUUGAGGGCGGCCGCCCCGAACCCGCGGGCUUCCGUGGUCGCCGCCGAGCUCCUAUGCCCGCGUGCGCCGCGGGCCGGUGACUGUCCGGCCGCCAGUUGCAAGGCUUCUAGAGGAGGAGAUAGACUUAGAGUGUAUGGUUUCGGAGGAGGAGGAGGA